Paramecium octaurelia is the source of this 9679-nucleotide messenger RNA. Lineage: Eukaryota; Ciliophora; Oligohymenophorea; Peniculida; Parameciidae. The record is from the annotation of a GenBank genome assembly.
AUGAUAAGGGAGGAAGAAAAAUUAAGUCGAGAUGAACGGCGUCAGAGGAAAUUCAAUAACAUCUUCAAUAUAAUGAGCAUUUAUAUUAAGUAUCUCUUGGGGGAUGAGGUGAACGAGGACGAACACAAGCAAUUCCUGGAGUAUAGCAAAUUUAACAUUUACAAAAUUUAAGGAGAUCAAUCUGAACAUUAUAAAAUGCCCGAAUAGGAUUACAUACGGAUGGUGAUGAAUGAUCCAAGUCAAUAUUUGACAGAGAAAGACUAUUGCAUGGGGGAUGUGGUGCUGCAAUUCCCGAAUCCGGAUGAGAUGGCAUAUGCAACAAUUUCAUAUAUAGAAGCCUAGGAGUUUCUAUAAUAGGGCAUAGGAACUAGGUGUUCAAUUGAAUUCAAAACGGAGCAACUAGAUUACGAAAUACUUUCGAUGGCGUUUUAAUAUGCUUAUUCCUAGUUAGCGGAUUCAAAAUAGGAUGAUUUGGGUCCUAACAAAUUGGCAUACUCGAAUCAAUUCUCAACUCAAAAUCUGAUUGCUGCAAUCAAGUUGUUCUUCAAGGAGGAUGAUCAAUUAAAUAUACAGGGAGAGUAUAAUGAGUUUGUGGAGAUGGUACGGAACAAAGUAAUGAACAGUUUGAAUAAAAACUUUAAGGUGAGCAAGAAUAGAGAAAAAAGGAAGGGGUUCUCAACGAUUCUGAAGAAGAAGAUCUUAACGAGGGGAAAGUUCAUCAUUAAAACAGCUGGAGGUCUGCAACGUACUCAUCACAAGGUUAAGGAUUUCCAUACUUUGAUUCGUAACUUGAUUCUAUUGAGAUUGAGUCAAAAGGGAUUCAAGAUGAGAACAUUCGUCUCCUCAGAUAACAAAUCAAUCUUUGCUGUUUUGUAUUGUGCAGAAGCCAACAUUUCUCUUGUUGCUCAACAAAUCAAAAUGAGAAAAUUUCUCAAUCUCGAAUUUACUGACUUGUUAUCACUUGAACCCAUUGAUCAGAAUUACCGUCCCUUGAGGUUGAACAACCGUCUAUGGAGAAACGAUUUGGAUGUCAAUCAAAGUAGUUAUUUCCAAUACAUCAAACCCAAGAUCAUCAAUCUGCUCAAGAAGAUUAAUUUUAAGAAGAUGGCCAAAGAAUUGCACAUCCAGAAUCUCAAUGACUAGAUGUUUGAUUACGGAUAGCGCGAUCUAAUUGGAGAUGAAGAAGGCCCCUCUGAUGAAUUGUGGGAAGCCUAUUAUGAAUACUUGGUGUAUUUGGAAUAAAGAGUCACUGAAGCCAGAGAGAAGUUUUACUUUAAAUUAGAUUUUGCAGUCUUGAUGAAUCCUUCUAUAGCCAAAAAGAAAGAAAAGAAAGCAGAAACUAAAAUUGUCACCAAAGCUCAAUUAAGGAGAGUGACCAAGAAAAAUGACAAGAGCAAUAUUGAUAUCAAUCAAUUGAUCGAUUUGAAUGACUAAGAUCGAACCAUUAAACAAGAACAAUAGAUCAAAAGGUAUUUCUCUUAUCAAAGAAAAAAGUUCAUCCCCAAAACCACCAAGAAAAAUUAAAAUAUCAAAUAAUACAAUGAAAAUCCCCUCAUCAUCUGUGAUACCUAUUCCAAAGAUUUCAACUCCAUCCUACUCAAGAUCCUAUAACAUCUUGUCAGAGAUAAAUUGAAUUUAGACAUUAAUGAAAAGGAAACCAAUAUCGAAGCCUACCUAAAGUAGAUCCAACAUUACUUCGAUGACGAAGAAGAUGCAGAAACCAAUCUCAAGAAACUGGUAGAUCCGAAUGGAGACUCAGCCUAAAAGAAAAUAAUCGAUUAACUAUGUAUCUAGAUGAAGGAAAUACCAGAGAAGGUGGGCCAGAAGCAAUUCACAUUAACCAGAGACAAAAAUCCGGUCUAUUACGAUUCAAUGAAAUAAUAACUGAUUGAGUGUUUGUUCUUGACAUUUAUGGAAAAGGAGGAGGAGGUUUGGAAGGACUAGAUCUAAGAUGAAUAACAGUAAUUUCUGAAUAUGAAGAAAGUGUUCCAUCUGAAAUGGAAUUAGAUAUGCACGAAAUUCCUGAAGGAAAGACAAAGAGGAUUGUUGGCUUAAGCAUAUGGCACAGCUAUGAGAGAUGGAAUGCAGAUCAUAAAUAAUGCGAAGGGCAAUUUGUUAAAAUGCAUUUGGGACUUUUCAUUUGGAGAGUUGUAUAACAUAGCCAUCUCGAGUGAGUAUACUGUGUCAGGGAGGAGGUUCUCAUAUAAGAAAAAGAGUAGGAUCAACACAAUUUGGAAGAAAUAUCAAGUGAGUGAGAGUGGGAGGAUAUCAGUGUUUUCAAUCAUGGAGAGAAUUAAGUUGGCCAAUUAUUUGGUCAAUUAAGCCAUAAACAUCCCUUACAUAUUCAACAAAUCCUAUUUGGAACAGAUAUUCGGCUUAAAUGACCAAUAUGAAUUGAAUGGGUUGAGUAAUAAGCGAUUCUUUUAGAGUGAUCCUAAAGCAUUCUCUUAGACUCUAAGUUCAGAUGCUCAAGAAUAUAUAAGAUUGUUAUAGGAGAAGUUUUUGAUUGCCGAGAGUUUGUUUGUGAAACCGAAAUUGCAUAAUUUGGAAGAGAUUUGGAAGAUGAAAAUUGGGGAGAUUUGGCAUGUGCCAUCAGAUGAAGUAAGAGAAUAUUAUGGGGAAAAGAUUGCCCUGUAUUUUACAUUUCUAGGACAUUAUACAAAAAGUCUGUUGAUUCCAGGAAUCAUUGGGUUGAUUUGUACAAUCAUCCAGUCUUUAACUGAACCCAGAGUCUCCAUUGUAAUUGCAAUGAUGUUUGGAAUAUUGCAUUCAUCCUUUUUAACAUUGAUGUUGGGUUCUUGGAAAUUGAAGGAGAAAUAGAUAGUGGCUCAAUUUGCUUAGAAUAUCAAACAGGGAAAUGAGUAAUAAGAGUAGAGACCUGCCUUUUAGGGAGAGUACAGACGUGAUCCUUGCAAUGAUGAAGCCAACACUCUAUAUUAUCCAAUGAGUAAGUUGCUUAUUCAUAUGUUGAAGAAUGGAUUAAUCUUGGGAUUUGUGUUUAGUAUAUAUAUUGGGAGUGUGAUAGGCUUAUUUUAUAUGACUAAGUUCUUUUAUGAGUAUGAUAUUUUCACUAGUUUGGAGAGAUUAAACUUUCUGAAAUUGGAAGUUAGUAUACCCUGUAGUAUCAACGUGUUAAUAUUGAACAUCUUUGAAUACAUCUAUGAAAGAUUAGCUGAGAGUAUGACAGACUAGGAGAAUCAUCAAACAGUGGCAGAUUUCGAGGCUAACUUUAUCAUUAAGAAAUUCACUUUAAUGUUGCUGUCCUACUUUGCUCCUAUAUUUAUGAUAGCAUUUCUAAAUUAGGAAUUGGGCAUUGAUUGUGCCUAUGGGGAUUGCAAUCUGAAUGCCAAAUACUUCUUCUCCAGUUUGUUCAUCAUAUUGUUCGUGUUCAACAUCAAGGAGGUGGUGACUCCAGUGAUUAACAAAUUAUUUAAUCGAACACAGGAGCAACCAGAAACAAUCGAUGAAUAUGGAAUCAUCAAUUACUAUGUGGAGUAGGAGUCCCAAAAGGAUAGUUAUUUCAAAUCUGUAGAUAGAUACGGCACAGUGGAUGAUUACAUGGAAAUCAUCAUUCAAUCUGGGUUGUUGGGAUUGUUUGCGCCUUUAUUCCCUGCUUCCAUGUUCAUAGGAUUCGUUUGGAAUGCUUUGGAAAUGCAGACAGACAAGAUCAAAUUAAUUAAGUAUUCCCAAAGGCCAGUGCCUUUGGAUGAACAGAGCAUUGGUAUUUGGAGUUUGCUUUUGGAGUUCUUAGCAAAUUUCAGUAUAAUCUUCAAUACAGGUGUUGUGUUUCUGAUGGGGAAGUUGCAUCCUGAUCGAAAUGGGCCUACUCCCCCAUUGAUUAAGGAUGUGACUAUGUUUUUGAUCAUCAUUUUGAUAGCAUUUGCCUUGAGAUUCAUAUUGGAAGGCUUGAUUCCUGAGGCAACUUACGAGUUUAUUUCGAUCAUGAAACGACAAACUUACCUCUUGAAAUCUACCAUUGAACAUUUUAAGAAGAAGACAAGUAAGAUGAAGAGAUUAAAAUCAGAUAGAAACACUCUCUCGAGGUAUGUAUUGUUUAAACCCUAUGGAACUAUUUUGAAAGUGGAGAAGAAGUAGAAGUAGUUGAACUAGGAGGAGGACGAUGACGACGAUGAUGAUGAAUCUUAGAUAGAGAUAGAAUAGAAACAGAAGGAGGAGGACUCAUAAAGGGAAGCAAUGCCUGAAAUCCUUUUGGUAAAGAGGAGACAAAUAAUAUUGAGAAAGAACAUUCAUAAUUUUGAUUUCCCUUAUAAAAAGUUUGAGAUUGCUCAUGCUUAAAAGGAAUUCGAUGACAAGAUAGCGAGACUAAAGAAAUUGCUAAGGUUCUUUGAGAAGUAUUACACACUCAAAUGGUGUGAGUAGAGAUUACUUUAUAGGAGGUUGUAUCAAAGAAGAAGAUACAUAUUGUAUAAGUAUUUGAACAUCAGGAAAUUGAAAGUGUUCAUUGAAAGUUAUAGACAAUUGUUCAAUAGAUAUAAGCGUUUGUAGGAGGAGAAGAGAGAGGCCGGUCUCAUGGAAGACAAUAAUGACAGAGAACAGAAGACUGCCAGGAUUAAUCAAGUGGCUAAGAAGAAAGCACUUCAAUAGGUGAAGAAUGUGGCUAUUUUGAAGAGCAAGGGAGUUUGGUUUGGAUAGUUUCGUAGGUAGGUUCCCAUCUUAAGAGCCAAGGAUAUGAUUGAGCAUCUGAAAAGAUUGGAUCAAAAACUAAGCAAAUUGAAAUUGAAUCAAAGACUCAUACCAAUACAAAUGAUCAAGAUUAAUAAGGAUAAACUUAUUAAAGAUAGACCUAGGAUAUUUGAGGAGAUCUCCUGUUUGGAUAUCAGUAAGAGUAGUUCGCAGGAGAUCCUCAAAUUAUUGAUUCAAUCUAGAGAUUAGUAUGUGUAAGUAAACCAAUACAAAUCAGAGUUGGUUAGAAGUAUUGAAGAUUUGUAUUCAUUGAAAACUCGGAAGAUUGAAUCGAUCCAAAGUUAGUUGUAUCACUAAGAAGUUCCCAAUUAUUUGUAUUUAGAUUAGGAAGAAUUGAAGUCUUUGUUCAUCCAAAAUCAGAAGGCUCAAAUGAGAACUCUCGAUUUUAAGAUGAUCAAAAUGAUAGAGAAGGAUAAGCAAAAAGAAGUUUGGUUAAUACUACAAUAGUACCAAUUAAAAAUCCUGGAAGUCAUUGAAAUUGAUUUACAACAUAAGAAUGUCUUGUUUGAGGAUCUGAUCUUGUAAGAGUUUACAUUGUUUGAUCACUUCUAUUUCCCAUAGAGUAAAGGAGUCGUUGGCAAAAUUCUCGAUUCAAGAUAUGAAUUGCUGAAUGGAUGGACUUUGUUUGACACCAUUAAGUUUAGACAAUCGGUCAAUAUGACAUACAAGAAGAAGGAAUUGUUAUUGUUCUUACUCAACUUAUUGAAUUCAAUUCCCCAUUGGAAGGAUAAAAAAGUAAUCACUCCUAAGUCCAUUUAUGCAAAUAGGAACAAGAAUUAAAUUGGCUACACUUUCCAUUGGAUGAUGUGUGGAAAUAGAGAUAUUGAAAAAGAGAAACUAUAUCUUCCAAAUGAAGAAAACAAUAACAAUCUAUCCAAAAUGGUGUACAAUGCAGCCAUGAUUGUUGUUUAUAUGAUGACUCUAGGCUAGAUUGAAACCAAUAAAGAUUACCUAAUUGAACAUUAGGCAAGAUUAAUGAACAAAUAUCCUAUAGUAUUCACUAUCAUUUCAGACAUGUUAUUAUCUGAAAAUCAAAGGAAGCCCUACAAUUACUUCAAAUAAUUGUGUAAAACGGAGUGUGAGAAUGAAGAAUUGUUUUUGGAAAAUGAAAGAUUAUCACAGUAACUGAUUGAAGAUUCUAAAAUAUUAGAUAUCAAUUAUUAAGAUCUGAAGUUAUAUGAUUAGAAUGAAUUAUCCAACCAAUUGGAAACACAGAAACUGCAUCAAGUCUUAUCCCAACAACUAUUCAAAAUGGAUAUGUUGUAUAAAUUCAAACUAUUCAAACAAUUCUAAGAAGAAUUGAAUGUAACUGAUGCCAUUGCUUCUAGCAUUUACAAUAAAGAAUUUUAUAUGAUUCACAUAUCUAAGAACUUCGCCUUUUAUUGUGACAAAGCACAUCACCAAAAAUUAAUGUUGGACUUCAUCUAAUUUGAGUUUUACAAACAACUCCAUUACUUCUUUAAUAAUCUAACCUUGUAAGGUAUUUAUUCCAUCUCCUACCAACCAAAUCUAAGUGACAUCUAUCAUUUCAUAACCAAGGUUGAGAGAUACUCAUCUCCCAGUAUUCUGGAUGAUUUUGAUUAGCAAAGUGAUAAAUUACUAAUCAGAAAAAGGUUGAGAGUACAGAAAGAGAAUUACGAAGCCUUGCACAAGAAAUUAGAGUAGAUACGACUCAAGUUUUUAUUUCUACAAGCCUACGGAGAAAUGUUUAAAUAGAAUUCAUCCUAUGCGAUCGAGUUAUUCAAUAAGGCCCUAAAAUUCUGUAACAAUCCCUUAAGACAACUAAUUCUACAUAUCAAUAUUGGAAGAAUCCAGAAGGACAGACUCUAGAGUAUUCAAUACUUGAGUAAGUUGGAUUGCCAAUCUGAGUAUUAUAGUUUGAAAAUACGUAAUCUAUUGAUUAAAUUGCACCUUGAAAGUGAGUAGUACCAUGAGGCAAUGAAGAAAUGUGUUAUUAUCAAACCUUCAGAUGAGCAGUGUCUAUUUGAACAGUUGGUUCAUUAGGAAACUCUGAUUCUACAAUCUUAGACCCAAUGGUGUUUAGAUCACUAUUAAAAUAACUAUGAUUAUUUGAAUUACUGGAUUCAGAAGUACAAGUCAACAUAAAGUAAACAUAAUGAGUUGGCUUUGAUUGGAUUGUACAAUCUUGAAUGUUGUAUCAAUCUCUUAUACUACAAUUACAAUAUUCACUUCGUGGAGGAUUACCUCCAACUACUGUAUUAAUAUAGUGAUAAAAACCUCUUUCUCAUUGAUUACUUGCAAUUUAAGUUGUUGUAGAUCAUAAACCUAUAAUUGGGUAUGAUAAAUUAUGGGAUGAUUACAUAAUACGAUAAAAAUUCAGAGGAAGGACAGUAAAGACUGUUGUUGAAAUCCUAUUAGCAUAUGCCAAAGUCAUUCUCAAGGCAGAACGAUUACCUGAGUCAAUUAUUUUUUGAAUUGGAGUGCAAUCUUUAGAUGGACAUGGAUUACGAACUCUAUUUAGAGAUAAAUGAAUAAUAGUUAAGGAAUAGAUAUCAUUUCUUAAUUGCCAAAUAAUUGUUCACCAAAUAGAAAUACUCGUAAGCCAAGAGUGUUUUGGAUAACACUAAAUGCAACAUUGAUAGAUUAAUUGAUGCAUGGUAAAUGAAGAAUAAUAAAAUGAUAGAAUUGUAACAUGAUGUGAAAUUCUAAUUAAAUGAUUUGUCAUGGAAGAAUCUGUUUAUAACUUUUGUGUUUGAUCUAAACAAUUUAUAUGCAUAGUUAGUGUGUAAGUUGGCAUUUAAAUUAAUUGAAAUUGCAUCCCAAAAGCAUGAUUGUAAAUAGUUGUAACAAUAAUUCAAGAUCUUCUUUGUGAAAUUAUUGCUGGAAGAAUAUAAGGAUAAGGAGAAUAAUGAAUAUAUUGAUAAGAAUUUUGAGAUUAAGUUCUUCAUUUUGACUACUUUGAAUCAAUACCUUUAAGAUCUAUCUCUAAAUCUGCUUUCUGAGAUCUGCGAUAUUGAAGACAAGAUUAAAUAGAAGGAAUUGAUAGAUUACAAAGAUAUCUCAAUUCCAGUUGAUAAAAGACAGAUGGAAAAGAAAUCCAUUUGUUUGAAUGAUCUUUUUGUUGUCCAAUCUCAACUCUUGGAAGAGAGUGGAGAUCCUAUAGCAGCCUUGAAAUGCUUGGAUGUCUAAUAUGCCUUGAUUUUGUACGAUGAGAGAUUCAGUCGAUAAGUUUAGUAAGUCUUUUCGUAGAAAAUGGAGAAUGAUGAUCCAAAUCUAUUGGGAGCAAAAUGCAAAGUCGCUAUAAUGAAGUUAUUUUUGAAUAUCUUCUCAUGUGGUCCACAAUUGUUGAAGACCAGAAAGGCAGCCUUAUUAGCCUGUGUUGACAUAGUCACAAGUACUGCAGAAUAGGCCAAAUUAAGAAUGAAUGAGUUUCCAACCACGAAGAUUAUUUGGGAUGAUCAUGCUUUGAACAUUUUGGAUUAUGCAAAACCAAAAUAAUUGGAAGCAUUCCAGAAAUACAAAUUAAUCUAUUAUUAAUGUGAGUGGAAACUGUUAGAAUACUAUGCCUUGGUUGGAAUGUACAAAGAGGCUCACAAUCACUUCCAAAUGCUCUAUAAUCAUUAUGUGAAAUUAAACAGCCAAGAAGAUUAUGCCAGAACUUACUUUGAGUAUUCAAUUGGCACUUACUUUUUGUUUAUCAGACAAACACAUCGUGCAUCCCUCUUCUUUGAAAGAGCAGCCAGGAGAUAUCUGGAUCAAUAGAUUUUUUAUGAAGAUCUAAAAUUACCACUCUAAAAUGUCUCUGGAUCCUUCCGUGACAAAUUCACUAAUGACAGUCUACUAUUAGAUCUAUUGAAUCAAUUCAAUCACUACUUCACCUUGAGAUCAAGAUGCAGAAUCUACAAAUAUUACAGUCGAAUGUACGAGAAAGAUACCGAUUUACACAGACUCUUCCAAUCCAUCAUUAGAAUCCUAGAAAAGAUUCGUAAAACCAUGGGAAGGAAGAGUAUACUCUAUGUCGAUGCUCUCAUGAUCUAUGCUGAGUUUAUACUCAUCCACAAAGAAAGAGGAUACAAUGGAUUCUAGACUUUUAAAAUGGCAUUCAAAAGUCAUUACUUUUUUACCAGAAGAGAAGCAGAAUUCUUUGAACCCUAUGUUUACAAGUCUCAUCUCCCCUAUAAAUUCUAUACUCCAGAUGAUAUUGAAGAGAGGCUAAGUGAAACACUUAUUACUCAAUGGAUUUUCGAUUUGUUAGAUCAAUGUUAUAGAUUCUAUAAAGAAUAUUUCAAUUCCGUAAAUGUAACUGAACAUUUUAGUGUUGUCUACUGCGAUAUCCUCUAAUAUAGAAUAGCAUUCAUAGCCAAUAGACUUUAUCAAGCAUAAAUCAUGUUGGAUAGAGCAUUAUCCAAUCUAGAAAAGGUAAAUAUGCUUAUCCCUUAUGUAAUAGUUGUGUCCCACCUGCGAACAUCCAUACGGAGUCAUGAUUUAUGAAGGAUAUGCCUUACUCUGUGAAAAUCUGGAAAGAGUUUAAGAAGACAACAUCAAAAUCAUACUGGAGUGUCCUUCUCAUAGUCUAUUCAAUACCCUGACUUAUGACCAAAGGUAUAAGAUUACUGUCCAAAUCUAUUUACGUAAUGAGCAAUUAGGAAAGUAUUUCGAUGAUUACAAAAACAAUGGAUUCGAAGUAUACUUGUUAUAAAAACUAUAAAAAUUCACAGAAAAAAAAUAAUAAGAGAGAAUUUCCAUGAAAUAGCAGAAACUAACUAAAAAACAAACUAUCCUUUUAGACUUUGAUACCUAAAUGUAAAUCAAGUAAGGAGCAAAAAGAGAGGCACUCAUGAAUCAAGACAAAAUUACAGAUGUCAAACUUAAAGUUGGCAACACUGGCUAUUAUAGAAAAGCAUACAGAAUUUGCAAAGUCAUAUUCAAAGAGUACAAUGAACUCUACAGGAGAGUAGAAGACAAAUUCAUAGAACUGAGCAGACAAGAAGAAAGAGAAAAUAAAAUCGACUGA